UCCUCUGCUUGCCCUCUAGUCCCUGGGAGUGUGGGCAGGGCUGUCUCGGGGCUUCCGUGGGCCAGGCCUCCCCUACUCCGGGAGGAAAACGCAGGGGAAGCCCCCGGUCCGUGCAGGCCCUGAAGAGGAGCCCGGGCGGGGCCCCGGUGCGUUGUCCCUGUCGCCGUCUGUGUCCGGAGCAGCAGCCCGCGCCCGCCCGCUCGGCGCCCUGGGCCCCCCGCCCCGGGCCGGAGGGGCCCCACCCUGCCGGGCGUAGACGAACACGGGCCGGGGACACACGGAGCAGCCGUCGCAGGGUCUCGUCACGGCCUCCAGCGCCCCAGCCCCGGGGAAUGCAGUGGCCCCCGGCCCCUGGAACCUCUCCGUGUCUGGGCUGGACCUCCUCGUUCACCUGCUCCACGGCCACGACGCUCCUGAGCUGCGCCGGCCGGGCCCCCCUCAUGGCGGCCAAGUGGUUCAAGGAGUUCCCCUUGAACCUGAAGACGGUGUCGGAGCGGGCCAAGCCCGGCGGCGGUGGAGGCGGCAAACUGCGCAAGAACUUGGAGGCGGGCGGCGCGGGGCCCACCCCUGGCAAGGGCCGCAAGAACUCGGCGGCCGAGCUGGGGGGUGGCAGGGCCGGCAUCGGCCCCUCCAAGGACAGCCGGCUGUCCCGGGACAGCCUGCAGGGGCUGAUUCAGGCCGCCGCGGGCAAGAGCCGCAAGAACUCUCGGACCGCCAGCGAGGAGGAGCCGCACCGGGGCGCGGCCAAGAGCUCAGGAUGCAGCACCUACAUCAACAGGCUCAUCAAGGUGGACACUCAGGAGAAGAACGGGAAGAGCAGCUACCCCAGCAGCAGCAGCAGCAGCAGCAGCUCUUCCUCCGCGUCCUCGUCCCCUUCUUCCCCGGGCCCCGACCUGGACAAGGGCAAGAUGAUUAAGCAGCAAGACACGGUCAUCAUUUUAGAAGACUAUGCUGAUCCGUAUGAUGCCAAACGGACCAGAGGUCAGAGGGAGGCGGAGAGAGCAGGGGAGAAUGACGGCUACAUGGAGCCCUACGACGCCCAGCAGAUGAUAACAGAAAUUAGACGCCGAGGUUCCAAAGACCCCCUGGUGAAGGCCCUUCAGCUGCUCGACAGUCCCUGUGAUCCAGGGGAGACGGGCGCAAAGCCCGAGGCGCUGGCCAAGAGACGGAGCUCCAGGGACCUGCUGGGGAAGCCGCCGCAGCUGUACGACACGCCCUACGAGCCUGCUGAUGGGGGUCCCGAGCGGAAGGCGCGGCCCCCAGAUGCCCACGGCCGGCUGCCCGAGGACGACGAGCGGCCCGCUGCCGAGUACGAGCAGCCGUGGGAGUGGAAGAAGGAGCAGAUCGUGCGCGCGCUUUCAGUUCAGUUUGAAGGCUCUGAGCGACCUUCCACAAAGGAGGAGCCAGUGCGGCAGCACCACCGCCAGAAGAGCUGGACCCCGAAGAUCCUGAAGCCAGCCCUCUCUGACCACAGUGAGGGGGAGCGAGUGGACCCUGCCCUGCCGCUGGAGAAGCAGCCUUGGUAUCAUGGUGCCAUCACCCGUGCUGAGGCUGAGAGUCGACUGCAACCCUGCAAAGAAGCUGGUUACCUGGUUCGGAAUAGCGAAUCGGGGACCAGUAGGUACUCCAUUGCACUGAAGACUAGUCAAGGAUGCGUGCACAUCAUUGUGGCUCAGACCAAAGACAACAAGUACACGCUGAACCAGACCAGCGCGGUCUUUGACAGCAUCCCCGAAGUGGUACACUACUAUUCCAAUGAGAAGUUGCCUUUCAAGGGGGCAGAACACAUGACCUUACUCUACCCCGUGCACAACAAGCUGCACUAAGGUUCAGCUGCCGAAAGCCCUGGCUGGGCCUCUCACACUAAGAGGGUGUCAACAUUCCACAGGCAUCUCAGGGCACAAGGCUGGACUGGGCUGUAAUGAUUAGUAGGAAGUGGAGGCCUUCCUUAAUAAGUCAGAAGGUCUUUGGGCUUGAAUCCAUUCCAUGACACUCGGUUACUGACCUGUCCCUUUUCUCCCUGCUCAGUAGUUCUAUAGGAAGAAAUCAUAACUUA
Phyllostomus discolor (pale spear-nosed bat) is the source of this 2056-nucleotide messenger RNA. It is a transcript of the gene SHE, whose product is annotated as Src homology 2 domain containing E. The transcript is spliced from 6 exons. Bases 333 to 1826 code for a protein of 497 amino acids. The record is from RefSeq and is a predicted model, not a curated record. Gene Ontology annotation, molecular function: phosphotyrosine residue binding. Lineage: Eukaryota; Metazoa; Chordata; Mammalia; Chiroptera; Phyllostomidae.